UAGCUGAGGGUUGAAAUCGAUACCGUUUCCAGGGUAACCAGUGGGUACGGUGGCCGACACACGGGCAAAGGUAUGGGCCAAGGCUAUCUGCUCGUGCGUUUUCAUGCUUUCCUGAAAAAAAGAAAGAGAUGAAGCGGCACCGGCGCCGCGCUUCACCUCCAUCUUGAUUUCUCGUAAAGCGACCCACCCAGCAGCAGUGUCACAGUAGUACGCUGUGCUCUCGUAUACGGCGGAAGAUCGAACUAAGCCAGGAAUCAUUACGAGAGGAAUCCAAACGACACAUCGUGCAGGAGUUUUACGAACAGUCAAUCAAGGAAGAAAGAUGAAGGGGAUGCUGGUGCCCGCACUGCUGGGCGUCUUGAUGGUCUGCCGGGUUCAAGCGGUGUCGGAGAGGCUCGAGUUGGCACCCGCUGGAGGAAGAUCAGAGCCGCAGGUUGCCACAUUGUGCGAGGCUGGAGAGGUGUAUCUGGCACAACACAUGGGAGAACAGGGACGCUGGGUCUCCUCGACCGACAAGAAGAGUUGCAUGACGGACAAGUUGGAGAUUCUCGAAUAUUGCAAGAAGGCUUACCCGAAAAGAGACAUUACCAACAUCGUAGAGUCGUCGCACUAUGUAAGGGUGAGCGGAUGGUGCAAGCCAGGAAGAACCAAAUGCAAAUUGUCACGUUGGGUCAAGCCGUACAGAUGUCUCGAGGGGCCGUUCCAAAGCGACGCUUUGCUCGUUCCGGAAGGCUGCCUGUUCGACCACCUUCACAAUCAGACGAAAUGCUGGGAAUCUCACAGGUGGAACGCGACCGCAGCAGACACCUGCAGAGAGAGGAAUAUGAAUCUGAGGAGCUUUGCAAUGCUGUUGCCCUGCGGAAUAUCCUUGUUCUCCGGCGUCGAAUUCGUGUGCUGUCCGAAACACCUCAAAGAAAAUUUGAAAGCCAAAAAACCGAUCGACUUGCCGAUUCCAAAGGGUGUGGACGAAGAUCUCGACGAAGAUGAAGAUGACCUUGAAGACGAUGAUGGCUUGGACACUGAUGCAGAUGAUGAAGAUGAUUCUGAAGCUGAUCCCGAAGAUGGACUCAAUGAUCAACCUGAUGAUGAUGAAAGUGACGAGGAAUAUCUCAAUGAUGAUUACAAUUACGACACUACAACAAGUCGAUUAUCAACAACAGUUUCAACUACGGAAAAACCGAAACAAGACGUAACUGCAAUGCCAUUGCCAGUUAGUACGAGCACACAACAAUCUUCGCAGUCACAGAGCACACCGGAUCCAUAUCUAACUCAUUUCGAUCCUCGUUCUGAGCACCAGAGCUACAAGCAAGCACAAAUGAGGCUCGAAGAGGUGCACAAGGAGAAAGUAACAAAAGUGAUGAAGGACUGGAGUGAUCUCGAGGAAAAGUAUCAGGAUAUUCGUGCCCACGAUCCAGUUGCUGCUGAUGCUUUCAAACGAUGGAUGACCGCGCGAUUCCAGGAAACUGUUGCUGCUCUAGAAGAGAGCGGUGCCGCGGAGAAGCAUCAAUUAAGCGCUAUGCAUCAGCAAAGAGUACAAGAAGCUGUUAAACAAAGGAACGAAGAAGCGAUGUCAUGUUAUACAGCUGCUUUGAACGAGACACCACCAAAUAUGCAUCGCAUUCAAAAAUGUCUCCAAAAAUUGCUUCGUGCUCUUCACAAAGAUAGGCACCAUACUAUUGCUCAUUACAAACAUCUGCUGGACAGCAGUUUGGAACAAGCUCAACGUGAAAAACCAGCAACCUUGGAGCACUUGGCGGAAAUCGAUAGAAUCACCAAUCAGAGCCUGUUGAUGUUAGAACGGUAUCCUGAUUUAAGCGCAAAAAUUGGCCGCCUUAUGGAUGAUUACGUUUUGGCCCUCAGGAGCAAAGAUGAGACUCCUGGACUGCUGUUAGCGAUGACACGAGAAGCGGAAGCAGCCAUUUUAGAUAAAUAUCAGGCCGACGUUACCAGUAAGCAACAAGAAAAAGAACAUCAAAAACAACUGGAACGAGCACGCAAGGAGCAACGCAAAGCUGAACGUGGUGAAUUACGUACAGAACAAGCACAACAAGAAGAAAGCGAUUCGAUAAAUGAUAAUAAAGAUAUUCAACAACAACCAGAGCAACCGGCAGCUAUGCACAGUGAAGGACUUGUUAGGGCAGCUCAUAGUUUGACACAUGACAUUUCCCAUUCUGAACCGGGUUAUUCUGUAAGAAGGGAGAUGUAUCACAGAGAAAGUCGAUCUGUCUACUUUACACUUGCAUUUGCUGGAAUUGCACUUAUGGCUGCAGCAGUGGUAGGUGUAGCAGUAUUCAAAAGACGCAGUGCAAGAAGCCCUCAUAGUCAGGGAUUUAUUGAAGUUGAUCAAGCGGCCACACCAGAGGAGCGGCAUGUUGCAAAUAUGCAAAUCAAUGGAUAUGAAAAUCCUACAUAUAAAUAUUUCGAGAUCAAAGAAUAAUUUAAUCACCUCGGUCUACAAGAGAUUUUAUUUGAAAUUGAUCUUUAAUUGUCCGUUCUCGCGUAUGUUCUUCAAGAAUCUCAUAGUAUUUUGUUAGUGUAAGAUAUUCAGGUUCGAGGUUCUUCCGAAGAUUCCGAAAAUAUAUAAAAUCUAUGUCUUAGUGAUAUAUGGAAUAAAAUCUGUCCAUAGACGAAUAGGUAUUGCGAUACGAUAUCAUUAUGUGUCACAUCUCUUUAUAAUAACUCGCGACGUUAUACGAAACAUAACGAUUUAUGAUAUAUAUAUAAAGCAAUUUUCAUAUAACAUCUAGUAGAUAGAAAUGUUAUGAGUCGAUUAUACACUCGUAUCAGAAUUAUCUACAAGACAAUUCGAAAGGGAAACAACAUGCCAAUGUGCCAUAUGGGAAGGGCGUAAUGUUGUCUUCGGAAGUAUCUCAUACACGUUGUUUUCGUUUGUCAUACAUGUUAUUAACAAAAUAAAUAAACAAAUAAACACAGGAAGGAGCGCUCAUAAACAAAUCUAAAGAAAAAAAAAAAAAAAAAGAAUCAUCACUCAUUAAUGUUAUACGCGAUAUCCUUCAAUUAGAAGGCUGUGGACUAUGAUCAAUUACGGACAUUGUUUUUUCAGCAAUAGGAAAUGCGUGUGCGUUAGAAGAAACGUAUCUCGUGAUGACGCAUUCAUAAUAUGCGUGCUGUUGCGCUCUUUGCUGUAUAUUUCUAAGUUCUGAUAUUUUUCGAGAUAGUAAAUGGCAAUAAAAGUAAAUGCAGCUUAAAUAAUACAAUGAAAAUAAGAAAAAAAUGUUAGCAGCGGUAGCGGCUUACACAGCAUAAAAAUAUAAUCCGAUUUAAAAAAAAAAAAAAAAACAUGAUAAGCAUAUUACAUAGCACUAUGCAAAAGUGUAUGCUCUACGAUACUCUUAAAAUAUCAGAACGGCGAUCAAUGCACGUUCACCUUCGUGAUUGCAGCUGUUUUUUCAUCUCCGUUCGAUUCCCACUGCCUGAUUUUUUCAGCGACCUUUUCAGUACUUAACGUCUACUUAGAUUAUACAACUUUAUACUUAUAAGAAAUUGAAUCAUGAACGUAUCUAAAGUUAUUAUGAGAAGCAAGAUAUUUUAUCAUUCCAUAACAAAUGUCCACUAUCUUAUCGAGGUGCUGCCCGAAUGUAUGCACGGAAAAUAUUCGGUAGCUUUGUUCGAUUCGGCCGAGUUAUCGUCGUGUUUCUUAAUCGAAAACGGACGAAUCGAAAGAAUCACGUCGAGGUUGCCGAAUAAGAGGAACAGUUCAACACAGGAGUUUUUUUGAGUGGCAUUAGUACCUCAGAUUUAGGUCGAAUAAGUGGCGAAUGUUAAAAGCAAGCGUGUUUCUGUCUUUUUUUUUAUUUCACCAAUUUUUUUUUCUCUCAAAAGAUGGUUCAUACAAUAACUAUCUUAGGAUUAUUAAUUAUAUAUGAUGACGAUAAUAUAUUACACGUUUAAUGCUUAUAUAUUUGUAUAUGGUCAAAAGAUAGUAGGCUGCGCUUUAGCCAGGGUCGCGUGGGAAAGCAUAGCUUUCGUUUGUUUUAAUAAAUAUUGCACGUUUUUUUAUUUAUAUUAUAUUUCUUUGUAUCAAUAAAUUAAUUAUAUUAAUACACACACACAUAUAUAUAUAUAUAUACAUACAUCAAUUUGAUAAGUGUUUAUAUAAUUAUAACAAAGAGUAACAAUAAUUUUAGUCGCGCAAGUGUUAUGUUAUUAACGAUGGUUUAAGAUGUUUUUAUUUAGAUACUAUUUAUAUCAAAAAAUUAUAUUUUCCUUCUCAUUUUCUUUUUAUUAUAAUAAAAUCGUUUGUUUUAUUUAUGUUAAUUUCGCUAAAAUAAAUUAAACGGAUGCGCAAACCGAGGACGUUGAACAAUAAUCCUUGGAUUCCUAAGCGCACGUGAAGCAGCUGCCUUCCUAUUUAGCGAGCAUAGUAGACUGUCUCACGCAACUCCGGUGGAAGAACGAGCCAACGAAAAAAAUAUAUACACAGGCACACACAUUCGCGCAUCGCUGAGUGUUAAAAAUAUUAUUUUAGAUAUAUUAAAAUGAUAGCAAUUAACCAUAUGUCUAUGGAGAUACAACAAAAGCAUAGCAUCAAUGCGUUAAUAAUAAUAUAAAUAUCUAUAUAUAUAUAUAUAUAUAAAUAUAUAUGUUCAUGUGUGUAUGUGUGUGUGUGUGUGUGUAAUAUAUGAACAAUAUAUAUACAUAGAUAUAUAUAUACAUAUGCAUAUACAUGUACACCUAUCAAAUUAACUAUACAUUAUGUACCUAUAGCAUAUAGUCGUUAAAUGACAAGAAAAAAAAAACAUUGACACGUCGCGUAAUAAAAAAAAUUUGACUUGAUACGGAUUCACAGAUAUUGAUGAAAGAAAACAUGUUGUUGUCUCUAGAAAAAGAAAAAAAAAACACAAAAAUGCUAUUUUUUUUUUUUUUUAAUUGUUAAUAAUCAUUCCAAUUAUAAUUUUUAUUUAAUGUAAAAUAAAAAAAAAGAAUGAAGAUGGUAUGCGACCAUAUGACAAUUGGCCUACGUUGGCGGAUGUGCUAUUGUUUAUCAUAUAUUAUAUUUGUCAAAAGAUAUGAUGCGAAUAGCACCUGUAAUGCUUGCCAAAUUUAUCUCGUAUACCAUCUUUUAAAUAACAUAAUUAUAAAAAAUUUGAAUUAGUAAUAACAAAAUUUUGUACAUGGCAAAAAAAAAGAAUAUCCAUUCCAAUGGAGUUUUGAUAAAAGAAUACUCGAGUAGCAUACGAGAACAUAAUGUUAUUUCAAUUAUAAUUGUAUUGAUCAAAGAAUUUAAAGAAAAAUUAAUCAUCAAUAUUCAAGCUUGAAAACUAGAAGCAUAUCAGUUUUUAGUCUAUUCGUUUUAACGAUAGAGCCAUGUCAUUUUUUCACUUCAAGAUAUUGUGAAUUUGCAUCGAGUCACUUUGUAUAAGUUUAAGAAUUGAUUUUUGUAAAGAGGUAAUAAAUAUUUACCGUAAUUAAUUAAACUUUAGCUUAAAGAAAAGAAAAAUAAAUGGAAAAAAGACAUGUGAGAAGUGAGGAAAAGAAAGAAGAAAAAAAUAAGAAUGAAGGAACAAAAGAAAAAAAUAAUACGUCCUUUGCGUAGCGGUUCGGAUUUAGAAGUUGGCGAAAAUGGGAAUAAUAACGGAACUAAACUUUAUUUUUGCAGUUCUUUCGGUAUAGAUCGAUUCUUACGAUUUUAUCGUGUCUUUAAUGAACUUUAAUAUCGUAAUAAUGAUGAAAUACAAGAAUCCGAUUGUACGUGCAAUAUAUCAAUACUCGUGUAUUUACACGCCUAUACACAGCGCUAUAUAUAGUUUUCGAUCUUACGUCUUACGCAUUUGUUAGCAUUUAAAACAAAGUGAUUUUAUGUUUAAAUUAAAAUUCUACUUGAUAUCAUCAUAUUUUUAUGUUACAUAUUUUUGUUGCAUUAUUCAUUAUUGUUUUAAUUAUCGGCAAUUGAAUCAUUUGAUUAAUAAUAAAAUAUUUGGUUUUGUAUAAACGGAUUGAUUGACGUAAAAUGAAAUCAACGUCGGAUUAGAUAAAAAUUGAUAUUUCAUAAAUAUCGCCCAUUUGGUCGAAAAUAAAAAUACACAAAUAAUAGAAAAUGAUACACAAUCUAAAUCAAAGAAAGAUGAUGAACUUUUUAAGUUGCUUUUAAUUGUAGGAUCGGAAACUUCACGUUUAUUAUAAAACAUUUCUAUGACGAAUAGAAAAAUUACUAACCGGAGAAUUAAACUAACUUCCUCGUCUCCCUCUUUCUCUCCAUUACACAAGAAUUUCUCCUCGCCACUCACAAAUUUUAUCGCAUUAAUACACUCCGUGAAAAGAACGUAUUGUGUUUGUGGAUAUAUGUAAUUUUACUUAUCAAUAAAUAAAUUACAAAGAUAA
Messenger RNA from Apis laboriosa (Himalayan honeybee), 6342 nucleotides. RefSeq names its product amyloid-beta-like protein (gene Appl). Bases 323 to 2437 code for a protein of 704 amino acids. Gene Ontology annotation, molecular function: heparin binding; transition metal ion binding. The transcript has 17 exons. The record is from RefSeq and is a predicted model, not a curated record. Gene Ontology annotation, biological process: axonogenesis; central nervous system development. Lineage: Eukaryota; Metazoa; Arthropoda; Insecta; Hymenoptera; Apidae. Gene Ontology annotation, cellular component: neuron projection; membrane; neuronal cell body.